Dioscorea cayenensis subsp. rotundata (Guinea yam) is the source of this 3632-nucleotide messenger RNA. RefSeq names its product ATP-dependent DNA helicase MER3 homolog. Gene Ontology annotation, molecular function: ATP binding; nucleic acid binding. The coding region runs from base 146 to 3397 and encodes 1083 amino acids. The transcript is spliced from 27 exons. Lineage: Eukaryota; Viridiplantae; Streptophyta; Magnoliopsida; Dioscoreales; Dioscoreaceae. The record is from RefSeq and is a predicted model, not a curated record.
UUAUCCUCUUCCAGCGGAGCAGCAUACCGCCCUCGCCCCAUCAUCUAGAUGGAUUUCCCAACUGGGGAGAAGGAUUUCUUUUGAUCUAUAAUCUCAGUGUUGAAUUACCAUAGCUGAAGGAAUUUUGAAGUGAUUGUGAUCAUCCAUGGACUCGUGUUCACUGAUAUCUGUGGCUGACUUGCCUGCCCCCUUUCGAUCUGCCUUUUGUUUCAGGUACUUUAAUUCCCUGCAAAGUGAGUGCUUUCCUGUUUGCUUCCUCUCCGAUGUAAACAUGGUUGUCUCUGCACCUACCGGAAGUGGUAAAACAGUGCUCUUUGAGCUCUGCAUUCUUAGGCUUCUCUCAAGGUUUCUUUCUUAUGAGGGGAAGUUCAAUCAUCAAAAGGGAACCCUCAAAACUAUAUACAUAGCUCCUUCCAAGGCAUUAGUACAGGAAAAGCUUCGUGACUGGAAUAUGAAGUUCAAUACAUGGGGAAUUAAUUGCUUGGAGAUGACCGGUGACAAUGAGACUUAUAAUCUGAAGAAUGUACAUGAUGCAGACAUUAUACUAACUACCCCGGAGAAAUUUGACUCUGUGACCCGUCAUGGCAUAAGAGAUGGUGGUUUGAGCUUCUUCAGUGAUAUUGCUCUUGUACUUAUUGAUGAAGUUCACCUUCUUAAUGACCCACGGGGAGCUGCUCUUGAGGCAAUUGUUAGCAGAAUUAAGAUGCUUUCUCGUAGCUCAGAUAUGAAAUCGAGUCCUCUAGCAAAUGUUAGAUUACUUGCAGUUUCUGCUACGAUUCCCAACAUUGAAGACCUUGCGGAAUGGCUUUUGGUUCCAGCCGAAGGGAUUAAAAGAUUCGGAGAAGAGAUGAGACCAGUAAAGUUAGUAACCAAGGUUUUUGGCUAUGCACCAGCAAAGAACGACUUCCUGUUUGAAAGGCGUCUCCAAAGCUUCAUUUUUGACAUACUCAUGCAACAUUCAAGAGGAAAAUCUGCACUAGUUUUCUGCUCUACUAGAAAAGGGGCACAGGCAGCAGCACAACACCUCUCUCAAAUUGCUGUCAGCCUUGGUCCUUCAAGUCCAUUCAUAAAAUCCAAGCUGCAGCAGGAAAAACUGAAGGAGGCUUCUUUGUCUUGCAGUGAUAAACAAAUGCAAUCUUGCAUACUCACUGGUGUUGGUUAUCAUAAUGGCGGGCUUUGCAUGAAGGAUAGAAAUCUCGUUGAAGGCCUUUUUCUCAAGGGCGAUAUUCAAAUUCUCUGUACAACCAAUACUCUUGCACAUGGGAUUAACUUACCAGCACAUACUGUUGUAAUCAAGUCAACUCAAUAUUUCAAUAAGGAGAAAGGACUCUACUUGGAAUAUGAGCGCUCAAUGGUACUACAGAUGUGUGGUAGGGCAGGCCGUCCACCUUUUGAUGAUACUGGGACGGUUAUAAUAAUGACAAGAAAAGAAACAGUUCAUUUGUAUGAGAAUCUCUUAAAUGGAUGUGAAAUGGUGGAAUCCCAAUUGCUUUCAUGUGCAAUUGAGCAUCUAAAUGCUGAGAUAGUUCAGCUCACUGUCUCUGAUAUAAGCUUGGCAAUUGAGUGGCUAAAGUGCUCGUACUUGUACGUGCGGAUCAAGAAGAAUCCUGAAAAUUAUGGCGUGAAGAGAGGAAUUCCUUGUGAACGUCUAGAGAAGCACAUGAGAGAUAUAUGUGUUCAGAAAAUCAAUGAGCUGGCAGAAUAUGGAAUGAUUUGGACGGAUGAAGAUGCUUUCCUUCUAAAACCAUUAGAGCCAGGAAAACUGAUGACAAAAUUUUACCUAAAAUUUGGCACAAUGAAAGAUAUCGUGACAGCACCAGGAAGUUGCAGUUUAGAAGAUGCCCUUCAUGUUGUAUGUCGCUCUGAGGAGAUUGCAUGGAUCCAGUUGAGACGUAAUGAGAAGAAGCUUUUGAAUGACAUAAACUCUGAUAAAGAAGGCAGGCUGCGGUUUCAUGUCAUUGGCGAAAAUAGCAAAAGGAAAAAGAGGAUUCAGACCAGGGAGGAGAAAAUAUUUGUCCUGGCAAAUGACUGCUUGACUGGUGAUCCUUCAAUCAGGGAUUUAUCCCUUAAUCAGGAUAUGAACUCAAUAUGCUCAAACGGCUGUAGGAUCGCUAGAUGUAUGAAAGAGUGUUUCUUCUACAAAAAGAGUUACAAGGGAGCUGUGAACUCCACAUUACUUGCUAAAUCCUUACGCCAAAGACUCUGGGAUGACAGCCCAUACUUACUGAAACAACUCCCUGGCAUUGGGAUGGUCACAGCAAAGGCACUGCAUUCAGCAGGAAUUAAUUCAUUCAGAACUUUGGCAGAAGCUGAUCCCAGAAAAAUAGAAAUUUUAACAGGUCGUAAAUAUCCCUUUGGGAACCAUAUCAAAGAAUCGCUGCUAUCUCUCCCUCCAACGCUGGAGAUGCAGAUUGAAGAAGCUGAGUGCAAAGUGCAAGGGAAGUCAAAGAUCACUGUCAAGCUAACUCGCUUGCCGCGGCAGAUUUCAUCCAGCAAACAACACUUUGCAGAUAUGACAGUGGGAUCAGAAGAAGAUAAUAUGAUCCUUUUUCAUGAAAAAAUAAGGGCAGAAGAGUUUCCCAGCCCUUACGUUGUGACCGUUCUUGUUGCAUGCCCUCUGCAUGGGAAGGUGACUGUGAAAGCUGAUCUCAUAUUUGAUGAGUACGUUGGCCUUGAUGUCCAUGAAAAGCAUGUGGUUUCCAGGGAUAUUUAUUCCAUCAGGAAUGCCACAUUGGUGAAUGAAGAAGCACCUACUAGUUACUCUGGCCCCAAGGAAAUGUACAUAGUGGAAGACGGCAACAAAAUGAGCUCCUAUGCUGCUGCAAAUGAUGUAACUCAUGAUCUAAACAACUCUAACAAACCACUGCAUUCUUCUGUGCCCAGCUUUGAACUUCUAGAUGAAGAAACAGAAGAUAUCUAUCUCCAAGAGCCGGGAGAAGCUGAGCCCAAGGUCAAGACGGAGGAGAUGAUAUUUGACCACAUCCGGAAAAAGUCCAAAAAUUUUCCCACUUUAGUGACGUCCAAGGAGGCCAUGGACUGUUCUUAUGAGCCCUUGAUCCUGAGGAGCCCUAUUCGCACAACAAAGAUGAGCCAGAGCCACUUCAAAGCUGAUGCUUAUGACUAUGACUUUUAUGGAGAUGAUGUGAUUCUAGUUGAUCCAACACCGCCAGAAGCCGCCUCAUCAUCAAGCUUCUUCUUUGAUGAACAAUGCUAUCAUACCAGCAAAUACAGAAGCUUUGACAACAUUGUGAACUCAAAGCCUUUCUCUAAACCACAAGGCAGUGUCAUUAAAGUGUCGCCAUUAGAAUCAGAUCUAAGUUCCAGGAGGCCACCAACACCAAGCACUCACAAGGAAGUUGGCUUUCUUGGCUUUAAAAGUGUCUUUUCCUUCCUUUAAUUAGGAACAGGGGCAACAUUUUGUGUUACGGAGACAUAAUUGCAUAAAAAUCCUAAAAACAAAUCAGUGGAUGGCAUCUGGACAAUGUCAGUAUUAUUGGCCAAACGGAAGAAUUAUCCCACUCUAGUUUUGUACAAAACAAAAAUUGAUUCCGACUCUUGAGUUGCUGAUGUGUCAAUGAUGGAGUGAGUAUAGACUAAUUUUCCAAAACCAGUUAUAAAAUGAUCUUCAACUA